ACCCAUUGCUAUAUGUUGCACAGUUGCACCAGUUCAGCCAGUGCAGCUAAAAGAAACAGACGGAGACGGCAUGUUUUUCAAUGUGCACGUUGUGCAUCCAGCUUUUAAACAAUUGUAAUUAUAUACAUAUCAUCAAAGCUGUAUUUUGGUGAUAAUAAAGUCUACGUUUGUCGUUUGAGAGAAUCAGAUUCCUUAUAUUGUUUAAAAAGUUUAAAAAGUUGCAAAAAUAUUACAAUAAGAACCAUGAGUUGUCAGAAAGGAAACGCUAGUCGUUCGAGGCCUCAAAGAUACCAAAAUCACACGUCCUUUAAAAACAAUCUACAUGACAACUCUCAAAAAACAAAGCUAAUUAACAGCAUUGAAGUUAAUAAUGUAUGCGAGCGUUGUAAAAGAAUAAUAGAGUGGAAAAUCAAAUAUAAGAAAUAUAAAGCGCUUAAAGCUCCAAUGAAGUGUACCAAGUGUGAGCAGAAAACUGUGAAACAUUCUUAUCAUAAUAUCUGCUUGCUUUGCGCUAAGCAGCAAGGAGUUUGCCCGAAAUGUGGACAGAAGAAGGAAAUUGUAGAAGGGAAACCUAGUAAAGAAGAACAAAUUAAACUAGAUGCUGAGUUUAAAACAAUUCUGAAAACGAUGUCAGAACGAAAACGAAGAACAUUCUUACGUUAUAUCAGUCAAUCGACAAAAAAUAAGGAAAAUAGUAAAUCUCGUACCCCUGGAUUUGACACCGAUACAGAUGGAAUUGACAGCAAAGAUGGAAAUGAAGAUGAAACAAGUUCGAAGAGAAGAGAAGAUUUAUUAAUGAAACUAAAAUCGUUAGCUGUAGAAGACGAUGAUGACAUUGAUAGUGAUACUGAUGAUGUUAACAGUGAUGUUGAAGAUUUGUCGUGAUACAAAAAUAUUCUAAAUAAAGAGUUUUUAAAAUAUAA
Messenger RNA from Temnothorax curvispinosus, 923 nucleotides. RefSeq lists its product as uncharacterized. The transcript has 3 exons. The record is from RefSeq and is a predicted model, not a curated record. Lineage: Eukaryota; Metazoa; Arthropoda; Insecta; Hymenoptera; Formicidae. Bases 244 to 885 code for a protein of 213 amino acids.